AUGCCCUCCGACCCUUGCGAGGCGUUCGAGAAGUCGGCCGUGUCGCUGACGCCAUCUGGGAGCGACGCCAGCGCCUCGAGGGAGGACGACGGGGACCAAGCGACGAUUUCGGUGACGCUGCUCCCGGACAAGCGCAGCGCCGAAGUGGCCCUGGAAGGUUCGUUUCGGGGCUACGUAAUUCAAGCGAGAAAAAGUAAUGAGCAUGGUUCUCUGGUGCUCGGAGAGUUCGCGGCCGGCGGAUUUGACGACAGCGCCCGGACCCACUCCUGCCGAGAUCACGAGAACGUUGUUAUUUCCGGCAAAAGCGAUUCGGAGAAAGUGACAGCCACUUGGCAGGCACCAGUCAACUGGAAGGGUGCGGUCGUCUUCCGGGCGCUGGUUUUGGGAAAGCAGGAAGGGACGCCUCGCUACGUUGUCUCCGAUCGCGUCGUUCUGGGAAAAGCACCGAGUAGGCUGCAGGCGGCCGCGAGUCUUCGCAACGCGGGGCCCUCGCCAGCUCACCAGCCGCCGAGAACGACGGACUCCCCGGUAUCGCCCGAGGAGGUCGAUGACGAUGAGGCCAAGAAGUCGCUGCAGAAAGACGAAGGGCAGAACGGCGACGACGGUGGGAACGAUGAGGCAAACUCCCAGACCGAAGAGACUCCCCUGAUACCUCGCCCACCCAGCUCACCGUUUGUUGACUGCCCCGACCGCCGCCAGGACCCUCGUGGGACUGUCCUUGAGGGCGGAGGCGAGGAAGAAGAUCAGGGAUGCGGUGUGAGCAAAGGCUGCUUCGGCUUUCCCGAUGGCUGCAUCGAAAAUGGGGACUGUAAGGUGCAGGUCACCUACGUAGCUGAGGAGGACGGCUACCACUUCGAACUUACCGGCCCUGCCCAGGAGGCGCAGAUUUGGAUAGCCGUGGGCAUCUCCGAGACCAGCAAAAUGGAAUUAACGAGCGUGGUGGAGUGCCUCCUCCUUGACGGAGACAACACUUUGCUUCGCGAGUCUUGGAACUCCGAAGGAACGACAAACAAAGUCGUGGAGAAGACAACUGAAGGCAUAACUCUCGGCAGCCACGGGGUGGUUGACGGCACGCUCAAGUGCACUUGGGUGAGGAAGCCAGUGACCACCGUCAACGGGGUGACCUUCGACCUGGCCAAGACGAAGUACUUUGUUCUCCUCGCAACCGGGAAAGUUGUUCCGCCGGAUGGACCAUUGAAGUGA
Molecule: messenger RNA, 1203 nt
Organism: Rhipicephalus microplus (southern cattle tick)
Lineage: Eukaryota; Metazoa; Arthropoda; Arachnida; Ixodida; Ixodidae
Product: putative ferric-chelate reductase 1 homolog
Source: RefSeq, a predicted model, not a curated record